Numida meleagris (helmeted guineafowl) is the source of this 1803-nucleotide messenger RNA. RefSeq names its product olfactory receptor 14J1-like. The record is from RefSeq and is a predicted model, not a curated record. Gene Ontology annotation, molecular function: olfactory receptor activity; G protein-coupled receptor activity. Bases 324 to 1268 code for a protein of 314 amino acids. Gene Ontology annotation, cellular component: membrane. The transcript has a single exon. Gene Ontology annotation, biological process: G protein-coupled receptor signaling pathway. NCBI's taxonomy places the organism in Eukaryota, Metazoa, Chordata, Aves, Galliformes, Numididae.
GUUGACAGAUCCCUUUCCCUCUCACAGCCAUUCACACUGAGUGCAGCACAAGGGAUCAGGGUUUCUGAUUUCAGCAACAGCUCCUUGGCCAUGAUGACUAGGAUGAGAAUUUGGAGGAAAAUCUAUCCUGAAAACUUCUAUUUGCCGCGUUCCCAUGUACCCACAGGGACAAGGCUGCGUCCUUCAGAGAGGACGGGCAGAGGCCCUCAUGGCAAACUGAACCUCCUGAAAUGUAGAUCACAUCACGGAGCUGACUGAGCACUUUGCACAGAGAAAGACUGGACACUAACAUUUGUUUUCCUUGGACAGGUUCUUGUGGCCAAAUGCAGCAGAUGCCCAACAGCAGCUCCAUCAGCGACUUCCUCCUCCUGCCGUUCGCAGGCACGCGACAACUGCAGCUCCUGCUCUUCUGCCUCUUCCUGGCCAUCUACCUGGCUGCCCUCCGGGGCAAUGGCCGCAUCAGCACAGCCGUAGCCUGCCACCACCACCUGCACACCCCCACGCACUUCUUCCUCCUCAACCUCGCCCUCCUGGACCUGGGCUGCAUCUCCACCACUCUCCCCAAAGCCAUGGCCAAUGUCCUCUGCGACACCACCACCAUCUCCUACUCUGGAUGCGCUACCCAACUUCUUUUCUUUCUUUUCAUGGAUGGAGCAGAGUAUUCCCUUCUCACCAUCAUGUCCUAUGACUGCUAUGUUGCCAUCUGCAAGCCCCUGCACUACGGGACCCUGGUGGGCAGCAGAGCUUGUGCCACCAUGGCAGCAGCUGCCUGGGGCACUGGGGUUCUCCAUGCUCUGCUGCACACUGCCAGCACAUUUUAUAUACCACUCUGCCACAGCAAUGCCGUGAACCAUUUCUUCUGUGACAUCCCCCAGAUCCUCAAGCUCUCUUGCUCUGGUUCUUACCUCAGGGAAAUUGGACUCGUCAUAUUUGGUGCCUUAAUCUUUUUUGCUUGUUUUUUGUUCAUGGUGCUGUCCUAUGUGCGGAUCUUCAGGGCCGUGCUGAGGAUGCCCUCUGAGCAGGGACAGCACAAAGUCUUUUCCACGUGCCUCCCUCACCUGGCCGUGGUCUCCCUGUUUCUCAGCAUUGCCAUGUUAGCCUACCUGAAGCCGCCCUCCAUCUCCUCCCCAUCCCUGGACCUGGUGCUGGCACUGUUAUACACAGUGGUACCUCCAGCAGUGAACCCCCUCAUCUACAGCAUGAGGAACCAGCAGCUCAGGGAUGCCCUCAGGAAACUCUUGCAAGACACAUUCCUUCAGCAUCAGUAAAAUGCUCUUCAUGGGACGAUCAAAAAUUCAGGAAAAGCUUGGACUGCCUUUAUUUCAUCUCUUUCCCCCUCCCUCCAAAACUCUUAAUGCAAUUAUAAUUUUAAUUCCAAUGAAGUAACACUAUUCAUCACAUUUCUUUUUUAUUUUCUACGUUUUUCUUCUGGCUGGCAAUCCUCAUGUAAAAAAGUAGCCAGGCUCUUUGCAGAGAUAGAGAAAUCAUCAGAAAGUCAUUGAUCUCAGCUCCCAUCUUCUCCGGAUGACAGAGAGGAGCCCUUGGUUCCUUGAUGCAGGAACCAGGAGCCCAACUGCCACACGGAGCAGCAGCCCUGGUGUCGGUGGGGCUGCCCCUCACCGCCCCAUGGGCGCUCCCUCUCUGCUGCCUUUGACUCGGGCUGCUGCUUCCCUGGUGCCAUGGCCAUGGGCAGCAGCAGGACGUGGUCUUUUCAGUGCUGCUCUCUUCACACCACCACACCGUUCUCCUUCCUCCGUGCCAUUGUGUCAGCCCUCAGGUCCCGUGUUACGCAGCAGACCAAGG